UGUGCCUCACGCGCGUCUGAGUGUGUGAGAGAAAAAAAAUGGCUGUAUCAUCAUCCAACAUCAAGAAGAAGCACAACUACUGCAUCUCAAUCUCAAAAUCUUCGCUCGAUUCAUUGCUACAACAAGAACAACAACAAGUAACCCCAAAAAUUCACUCACCGCCCUCCAAUAAGCUCAAGCUCUUCUUCAAAAGCUCAAAAUUUCUCGCUUUCUUGAUUUUUCUUCUGGGUUUUCUCUGGGUGUUGAAGAUGUGGUUCAAAUUUGAUCCUACGGCGCCGUUUUGGCAAAACCCAUGUUCGAUUUCAAGUGGGUUCUUGAUUUCUCAGCUGAAUAGUAACGAUUCGAUUUCGGGGAUUGAGUUUUGGGAGCAACCUGAUGGGAUGGGGUUUAGGCCGUGUUUGGAUUUCAGCGAAAAAUACGGGAAAGAGAGUGCUGGAAUUUUGGAGGAUAGGACCAAGUAUUUGAUGGUGGUGGUUUCUGGUGGGAUGAAUCAACAGAGGAAUCAAAUUGUUGAUGCUGUUGUUAUUGCAAGAAUCCUCGGAGCAUCUUUGGUUGUCCCCAUUUUGCAAGUCAAUGUUAUUUGGGGUGAUGAAAGUGAGUUUGAUGAAAUAUUUGAUUUGGAUCAUUUCAAGAAUGUGUUGGCGAAUGAUGUCCGAAUAGUUUCGUCUCUUCCCUCUACGCAUUUAAUGACGAGGCCGGUGGAGGAGAAGAACACGCCGCUUCACGCUUCGGCGGAGUGGAUUCGGUCGCGUUAUCUUAAAAGGAUUAGGAGGGAAGGUGUAUUACUUUUACGUGGUCUCGACUCGAGACUUUCUAAAGAUCUUCCUUCCGAUCUCCAAAAGCUUCGUUGCAAGGUGGCAUUUAAUGCAUUACGAUUCGCCCCAAAUAUUAUGGAACUCGGUAAUAAGCUAACCAAAAGAAUGAGAAGCAAAGGUCGUUAUCUUGCACUUCAUUUAAGAAUGGAAAAGGAUGUAUGGGUUAGGACAGGCUGUCUUCCUGGUUUAACGCACGAGUACGAUGAAAUCAUAUACAAGGAAAGAAAAUCCAGUCCGAAGCUAUUGACUUCGAGGUCAAACAUGACUUACCACGAAAGAAAAAUUUCCGGCCUUUGCCCCUUGAACGCAUUAGAAGUCGCAAGGUUGCUUAAAGCGUUGAAAGCUCCGAAAAGUGCGAGAAUAUAUUGGGCGGGUGGGAUUCCGUUGGGAGGAAAAGAUGCUCUUCUGCCAUUGAUAACGGAGUUUCCUUAUUUUUAUAAUAAGGAGGAUCUUGCUUUGCCCGGAGAACUCGAGCCGUUUGUAAAGAAGGCCUCGUUAAUGGCGGCUGUCGAUUAUAUAGUUUCGGAGAAUAGCGAUGUUUUCAUGGCGUCUCAUGGUGGAAAUAUGGGCCAUGCUAUCCAGGGGCAUCGGGCAUUUGCCGGGCAUAAAAAGACGAUCAUCCCGAACAAAAGACAAAUGAUCCCUUACUUUAUGAACUCUUCUAUCUCCGAGAUGGAAUUCGAGAAAAUCAUAUUCGAUCUGCACCGAGAUUCGUUCGGGCAGCCGGAAAUUAGGACAAACAAAAACGGGAGGGACGUGACGAAAUACCCUAUACCGGAAUGCAUGUGCAAUAAUACGAUACCACGUUCUUCGAUCUAAUUCUCUCUAAAUAGCUAUUUAUGGCAAAUUAAUUUUGAACUUUCUGUUUAUUUCUUUUCAUUUGAUUUAUUCUUUCUUGUGUGCCUAAAAAGCCCACAUUGUUACUACACAUGUACAUAAUACAAAGAUUAUUAUAAAUAUUCUUACAUUUUUUACUAAGGUCCUUUUUGUACUGUAGGUAACUUAUGAAUAUGACUUGAGGAGUGGUUAAAGAUUCAGGUUGUUUCAAUUUUCA
Molecule: messenger RNA, 1869 nt
Organism: Erythranthe guttata (spotted monkey flower)
Lineage: Eukaryota; Viridiplantae; Streptophyta; Magnoliopsida; Lamiales; Phrymaceae
Product: O-fucosyltransferase 20
Cellular component (GO): cytoplasm
Source: RefSeq, a predicted model, not a curated record